AUGCCUACACCUUUACCUUUGAGAUCCCUCCAAACUUUCCCUGCUCCAUCACACUUCAACCAGGGCCGGAGGACACAGGGAAGGCCUGUGGUGUGGACUAUGAAGUCAAAACCUUCUGUGCCGAAAAUCUGGAAGAGAAGACUCACAAACGGAAUUCUGUGCGCCUGGUUAUCCGCAAGGUCCAGUAUGCCCGGGGAGCCGCCCAUGGCCGAGACCACUUGUCAGUCUCCGAUGUCUGACAAGCCCUUACACUUGGAAACCUCUCUGGACAAGGAGAUCGACUACCUCGGGGAACCGAUCAGUGUCAAUGUCCAUGUCACCAGCAACAACACCAAAACAGUGAAGAAGAUAAAAAUUCCAGUCCGUCAGUCUGCAGACAUCUGCCUGUUCAACAUGGCACAUUACAAAUGCCCCGUGGGUGUGGAGGAGGCUGAUGACAUGGUGGCCCCAAGUUCAACAUGCUGCAAAGUCUACACCCUCAUCCCAUUCUUGGCCAACAACUGUGAGAAGCUAGACCUGGCCCUGGAUGGCAAGCUGAAGCAUGAAGACACCAACUUGGCUUCCAGUACCCUGUUGAGGGAUGGCACAAAUAAGGAGAUCUUAGGAAUCAUCCUGUCCUACCAAGUCAAAGUGAAGCUGUUUGUUUCCCAAGGAGGCCUGUUGGGAGAUCUCACAUCCAAUGAUGUGAGGAGGGCUGUUGAACUUCCCUUCACCUUAAUGCACCCGAAGCCCAGGGAAGAGCCUUUGUAUGGAGAAGUUCCAGAGAGUGAAGCGCCCAUAGAUACCAAUCUCAUAGAGCUCGAUACAAACGAUGACGACAUUGUCUUUGAGGACAUAGCUCGACAGAGACUGAAACGUUUGCCCUCCAGACUUCAGCAGAAGGAGUGUAUUUUAUUAUGAUAGCCCUUCAGAUAACUGAGUGAAGAAAACUUUCAUUCUCCUUCUGAAAUAUUUUCAUCCAGGUUAAAAUAGUUCCCAGAAUUCUUAUCGAGUAUUCGUGUGGCAUCCUCUCCACUCCCUUUGCCCUCCUUGACACCUGUGAGGACAAGUUAAGUUAGAAGGUGGGACUGAGCAGGGCUUUGUAGAUUGAUGCCCCUCACUCUUGAAGCGAGAGUGAGGAAUGAAGACCCUCCCAGGCUGGCCAGGGAUUCCACUGUGUCUCCUUAAUUUUCAGUCCCAGAGAAUGCAGAAUAAACAUACCAGAAGGUAAAACUUUUGCUUUAGGUGACUGAAGAGACUAUCACACAGAAGGAAAUGUUUGCCUUGAAGCCCUCCCUUUGCAGAAGAUUCAGUGAAUUGAUUCUUCCUUUGAUUCAUUUCUAAAGUCUGCGAUGUUCCAAACAUGAUGUUUCUCCACGAAAACAUGGUCCUGAUCCCCAGAUGUAUUUGGUCAACUCUUUCACUUUCCUGUCCACUUGUUCACUGUUUCCUAUAAGGACCCCACACCACAUUGCCAGGGGCACUGCAGCUCUUGGAUUAGUUGGUGCUGCUUGCACUGUAUGCAGAGGGAAACUGGGGAGGCUGAAUUGGAUCAUUGAACUCCACCCAGUGUUGAGUACCUGUUUUACUGCAACAAUCUGAGCCAGGUUGUAGAUGUGCAAAAAAAAAAAAAAGUGAAAAAGUCCCUGCCAUCAAGAAGCUUAGGUUCUACUGAGAGAAUACAGUGGAUAAGUGAAAGGUCAUUUGAGAUCCCUGAACUUUGAAGGAAACUAUAAAUAUUCUACAAGAGGUAGAGUGCAUUCUAGGCAUGUGGGGAACAACCAGUGCUAACGUCUGGAGAUGAGAGAUACCAUAUACAAGAAACUACUAGUUUAGUUGGAACAUAAAGUGUGGGAAGGAGAGUGACAUGAAAUCAAUCUAGAAAGGUAGGUUGGAGCAAGAGUGUGAAGGGAUUUCAAUGCCUAAAUGUAUUUGCAUUGUUAUCUAGAAACAAUAGGGGGGCACUAAAGAUUUUUGAAAUCUUAAUUUUGGAAAUUUUGGAGCAUGGAUUGAAAAGAGAGGGUGGUGGUGGAGAUUGGAAGCAGGGAGGCCAAUUGGGAAGCUGUUCCAGUGGUGUAAAUCAAGAGAACUACUGCUGAGAGUGGGGGAUUUGGAGGCAGAGGACUCUAAAAUAAGGAGAUUGACCUCAAAGGUCUCUAAAAAUUCAUUCCACCACAAGCCUAUGAAUGUAGAAGGAAUAUGAUCGCCAUAUCUCAUUGUUCUAAUUUGGCAUGUGCUUCUCUCCGGCAGUUCUAUUUUAUCUGCUGAUGACCUCAAGGAGGGAGGUGUGGGGUUUUGCCAAACUGAUUUAGAAGGGGAAUUCUGGGUCUGCCUGCAUCACAGAAUAAGUCAAAGAAGAAGUGACACUAGAGUUACAUUAUAUUGACCCAACAUUCUUUCCUUUGGACCCUGCCACCCAUCUCUCUGGGUCAGAUUCAUCAAGGAAUCAAAUAAAAUGAGCACAACUUGAUUUAUUCUCAUAGAAGAAAAAUAAUGGGCCAAGAAAGAGUCCAUUUAGUGCAUCUCUGUAUAUAGUCACUAACUUGGAAUUGGAAGGGAUCUGAAGAGCCAUCUGAUCCAAUUCCUACCAAGAUCAUGAAUCUCCAUCAACAAUAUUCUUGACAAAUGUUCAUCAUUUUGAAGACUACAAGUGAUGAGGAACUCAUUAAUAACAGUAGUCAAUAUUUACAUAAUGCUUGCAAAGAACUUUACCUGUAGUGUCUUGGCUGAUCCUCACAAUAAUUCUAUGAGGCAGGUGCUAUUAUUAUCCCCAUUUUACAGCUGAGGAAAUUGAUGGUGAGAGAGUGACUUGCCUAGGGUCACACAGCUAGUAAACAUUUAAGGCAGGAUUCAAACUAAACUUUCUGAUGCCAGGUCCAGAGCUGCUUGCACUAGUCCACCUUGCUGGCCAUUAACCUUUUAAAGCAACCCAUUCCAUUUUUGGACAGUUCUAAUUGUUAGGUGCUUUUCUCUUGGGGAAAAAAAAAGUCUUGCCUCCCUCUAGUUUCUCUCAUUGCUCCUAGUUUUACCUUCUGGGGCAAAUUAGAACAAGUAAGUCCUCUAUAAUAGCCCUUCAAAUACUUGAAGACCACCACUAUAUGCUCCUUCAGUCUUCUGACUAAACGUUCCCAUUUUUUCCUACUGUUUUUUUUUCUUCUUUCUUGGUAUGGCAUGAUACUGUUCACUCCAUUCUGAAAAAGCCUCUGUUGUUGUCUGCUAAAAUGUAUCCUCAGAAGUUGACCCAAUGCUCUAAAAGUCAUGUGGGAAGUGAACUGGAAGGUAGGAGAGGGAAAUGAUAGGAUGGAAUACCAUGGCCAUUCAGGGUUCUUUUGGGGGUAUCUGUCUCUGCUACCAUCUAGAUAAUAAGAAAUGGAUCCUGUUAAAUUUUUAUUAGCUCUGACACCCUGCUGACCAUAUCCCUACUGAGCACACUAUAAAUUCAUUAGAAAGACAAUACAGCUUUUUGAAGUUUCAGCCCUUGCCAUGAUUGGAAACAGCUGAGAAAGGAAUAUUUCGCGGAAAGCCCAGUUUCGUUGUACUGACUUCCAAUCUACUUUGAGCAUGAGCCACCUCUUCAUUCUCUGAGCCAGAAAGGCCUCUUGGACCCCCUUUCUUUCAUCAAUUGCAGCACCAACAGACCUCCCAGUCAUUCAGCCAAACAGUCAUUAUGUGCUUUCUAUGUGCCAGGCACUGCUGAGUGAUGAGUAUACAAAAGAGAGAGACAGACAAAAGGCAGAUGAGUAUACCUAUAAGCUUCUAUAUAUACACAUAUAAGGUAAAUGAAUGAAGUGUAAUCUCACAGAAAAGAUACUAGGGGGUGAAGUGGAGCAAAAGACCUGCAGAAGGUAGGACUUGAGCUCAAUCUUGAUAUGCUUUGCUUCCUGCACUCACAUCUUGGCCCCUAUCCUAGAAUAGAGUUGGGAAUCUCAAGGAAAGAUGCUAUUAGAAGGUGGGAUAGUAGGGGCAUAUACUAGCAAGGCUGAGGUCUCAUGUUCUUGAGUGAAAGGAUGCCUACCUAUUUCCCUAGAGGGAAGCUGUGCCGGUGUUCCUAGUUUGUUCCCACCAGGGACUUGGGUACUGAAAAUUCCCAAAACAUCUGAAAGGAAGAGAUUUGGAUCGGACUCUUGAAAUGUGUUGUGAAUCCUGUAUAUGUCCAAAAUCAUUUUGCUUUGAUAUAUACAUAUUUUAAAGUUUUACUCUGCUGGAUAAACAUCAAC
Monodelphis domestica (gray short-tailed opossum) is the source of this 4196-nucleotide messenger RNA. NCBI's taxonomy places the organism in Eukaryota, Metazoa, Chordata, Mammalia, Didelphimorphia, Didelphidae. The record is from RefSeq and is a predicted model, not a curated record.